Podospora anserina S mat+ is the source of this 1860-nucleotide messenger RNA. RefSeq lists its product as uncharacterized. Bases 1 to 1860 code for a protein of 619 amino acids. The record is from RefSeq and is a predicted model, not a curated record. The transcript is spliced from 2 exons. Lineage: Eukaryota; Fungi; Ascomycota; Sordariomycetes; Sordariales; Podosporaceae.
AUGUCCGACGAAGCCCCGGCCCAGUCGGCCGAGACCGGUACAACCAAGGCGGUCAAGGACAAGACCUGUACCUAUUGCCACCAAGCCUUCACAUCGUCUUCGCUCGGCCGCCAUCUAGAUGUAUUCAUUAAGGAGAACAACCCCAAGGCCCCCGAUGGGAUUCACGAUGUGGAAGAAAUCAGACGGAAUCGAUCCAAUAUCACCCGCCGUCGUCCCAAAGCUUCGACCGGAACCCCCGGUGCUCCUGGGGUUAGAAGACGAGACACGUCAGUGUCAGUCGGAACGCCAACGGCUGCGUCGAGAAGGAGUCAGGGGUCUGUUUCGGUAGAGGUUGAUUCUGCAUCCAUCACACCAGUAUCACAAACCAAAGGCAAAGGGACUGCUGAUAGGAAAUAUCCGUUCAAUACACCAUGGGAAGCCACGGGUGUCAUCAACGACCUUGGUGGGCGGGAUGCCACGGCAUACGAGGGUGGGUUCAGGCAACAUCAGCGAUCAGCCAGUCGCCAGCGUAUGAAGCAACAACUGGACGCCAGACACGUAUUGCAAGAUGCCGAGGAUACGAAAAGAGCCGCUGAACUCGCAUUGCGGGAAAUCAUGGGUUCUUGGAGGGCUGCAAAACAACAAAUCGACAUGCACUCGAUACCUUUUGACUUUGAUCCUCUUGCAUUGGACUUUCCGGCACUGACGUUGCAGUGUCUCGAGAAACCACCCACGCUAUUUGCUUCUACCCAGCACUCGACGUCCACUUCGUGGUCGAUAACACCACCCGGUCCAGUUCAGCUGCAAGCCUUGCGAAAUUAUUUUGGAGAAGAGUUCAGGAGAUGGAAGCUGGCUUGCACCGCGGCGACAACGGCGGUGAACGAAGAUCUAACAUAUCCUCCCUCCCUAGUGCCAGUCAAGCCAGAUGCUCGAGAAGCAGUGCGCAAGGCUGAAAAGGCAGCCGACAAGAUGGAACAGCAAAUAUCCGAUCACAUAACAGCGACGUAUUCAGUUUGGUGCUCACUUCCAGAGCCUGAGCGUGCCAGGCUGUGGACCCUCGAGCUGGCCAGAGGCUUGGGGCGGAAGCAAGACGAGGGGGCCAAACUCAAGCAAACCCAAAGCCUUCUUAGGCAAGAAAACAAUCAUCUCAAGUCUCAGAUCGAACACUUGAGCCGGCUACAGCAACCUAAAGAGUUCAAGAUUGUGCAGCCGACAACAGUGUACAUGGAUGAGAAGCUGGUCAACCACAUGCUGGAGCUCGGUUUCAGCGCAGCGAAGGAUGGCGGCGGCGUAGGCUUCAACAUGGCCGAUAGGCAUGCGGAUCUCGACACGGUUGUGGCAAGGGCGAUUAAUCGCUGGAAGGAUGUGAUCGUGUCGUCUAGGUCCGCGGCGGCCGGUAUCUCAGCGCAGCGCACCUUGGAAGCUGCGAGUGCCGGAGUGUCGCCAACAACUACUGGCUCUGGGCAGGGUAUGCGACAGUUGCAGCCUCAGAGGCACCAAUCACAACAUUCGGUGCCGAAUAACGACGCCCGGGCGUCUCUUCACCCUUCUCCGGCAGCAAGCAAUAACGUUGCGAAUUAUGCACCAUCGACGGCAUCUACCACUAAAGCCGGUUCGCCCUCGACUGCCGUCGGUACACCCAGCAUCAUCACGGCGCCGGCCAGUGUUGGUGCCGGGCAAGAUUCGGACGAGGAAAUGGGCGGGCAGGACGUGCCGGAAAUCUCAGAAGCUAACACAGCUGAGGAAGACGGUGAUGUUGAUGCGGACGCGGAUGCUGACGCGGAUGCUGACGCGGAUGGGGACGUGGAUGCCGACGCCGAUGUCGAUGCCGAUGCCGAUGCCGAUACCGAUGCCGAUAUGGACGCUGACGCUGACCCUUAG